Gongylonema pulchrum is the source of this 507-nucleotide messenger RNA. The record is from the annotation of a GenBank genome assembly. Lineage: Eukaryota; Metazoa; Nematoda; Chromadorea; Rhabditida; Gongylonematidae.
AUGAAUCAUGUUCUGUUUAGGGAAGCAACUCUGGUCAGUUCGAUGGCGGAUCUUGUUCACGACGUAAUUCCGCAGUCGGCGAAUCCACAGACAACACCGGAGAAAAUUGAAUGGGUCAGCCUGCAGAAAUGUGUCAAUGUGAACGAUCGGAAACGUGUCGUUGACGUGGUGGUGCUCGGUUUGGCCAGGGGCUAUCAGAUCUGGGCUCGUAUGUAUCUGCUGGAAAUCAAAACGGGUUUCCCGUCGAAGUCAAAACUUUCUUCGUAUUUCAUUCUCAGCAGGAAUUCAUUUAGUUUGAGUGAUUGUAUCCUAUUGCCUGCUCGUCAAUUCUCGAUGUCGCCUUUCGAGACUGGUAUUGGCGUCAGCCAGUGCACUAUGCCAACGGCAGCGAGCACAGAGGAGGGCGAGCAAAUGAAUUGCCAUAAGGAUGACCGGCAGGCACUAAUCAACGUACCUGAAAGGAAACUAGCCUGUGAAAUGAAGCUGAUUCGCUUGAUUUGUUUUUGA